AUGGCCCGGGGGAUGGGAGGGACAUGGUCGGGCGGCCGGGCAGUCAGCGUGCUGCUGGGCCUGGACCACGGAGGCCUCUUUAGCCGGCUGCCCAGGCCGCUGCGGACACGGAGAGCACAGAUGAGCAGAGAAGCCUUCUCAUCAAGGCCUCAGCGACUGGCCGCCCAGGGCCACCUGGACCUCACGGAGCUCAUCGGUGUCCCGCUGCCGUCAUCCGUGUCCUUUGUCACCGGCUACGGUGGCUUCCCAGCCUACAGCUUUGGGCCUGGUGCCAACGUCGGGCGUCCGGCCAGGACCCUCAUCCCAUCCACCUUCUUCAGGGACUUCGCCAUCAGCGUGAGGGUGAAGCCCAGCAGCCCCCGAGGCGGUGUGCUCUUUGCCAUCACGGACGCCUUCCAGAAGGUCAUCUAUCUGGGCCUGCGGCUCUCGGGCGUGGAGGACGGCCGCCAGCGGGUCAUCCUCUACUACACGGAGCCCGGCUCCCAGGUGUCCCGCGAGGCCGCCGCCUUCCUGGUGCCCGUGAUGACCCACAGGUGGAGCUACUUUGCUGUGGUCGUCCAGGGCGAGGAAGUGACCCUGCUCGUGGACUGUGAGGAGCACGACCGCGUCCCCUUUCCGAGGUCCUCCCAAGCCUUGAAGUUCGAGCCCAGCGCGGGCAUCUUUGUGGGCAACGCAGGAGCUACGGGGCUGGAAAGAUUCACUGGCUCCCUGCAGCAGCUCAUCAUCCACCCUGACCCCAGGACUCCCGAGGAGAUGUGCGAAGCCGAAGAGUCCUCGGCAUCUGGAGAGACCAGCGGGCUCCAGGAGACAGAUGGAGUAGCUGAGAUCUUGGAAGCGGUCACCUACACUCAAGCCCCAUCUCAAGAAGCAAAAGUUGAACCCAUACACACACCUCCAACUCCAUCCCCUGCCUCUGAGGAUGCAGAGCUUUCCGGUGAGCCUGUACCUGAAGGGACCACGGAAACCAGCGACUUGAGUGCUGCCCCGCACAGCAGCCCUGAGCAAGGGUCCGGUGAGAUCCUGAAUGGCACAGUGGAGACCGUUGAGACUGUGGACGGUUCCCCGGCUACAGACACUGGCUCAGGGGAUGGGGCCUUCCUGCAUGUCACUGAAGAGGUGAAUUUGGCAGCCACAGCGGCGGGGGAGGCCAAGGUGCCCGCCAGCCCUGCUGGGGAAGCAGACGCCAGCAGCGUGCCCGCCGGGGGACUGACGCUCUCCAUGUCUGCCGAGGACCCCGGGGAGGGCGUCACUCCGGGUCCAGAAAACGAAGAAGGUUCGGCAGCAACAGCAGCCGGGGAGGCCGAGGAGCCUGUCAGCAUUUCCAGGGGAGCAGAAGCCGGCAGCGUGCCCACCGGGGGACUCACCCUCCUUAUGCCCACCCAGGACCCUGGAGAAGCGGUCACUCUGAGUCCAAUCAGUGAAGAAGGCUCUUCAACAACAGCAGCUGUGCCGCUCGGCACUUUUGAGGAAGAAGAGGCCAGCGGGGUCCCCACCGAUGACCUGGCUUUCGUCACACCCACGGCGGCCCCCGAGCGAGGGGUCACUUCUGGUCCUGGUGACGAAGACGCCGCAGCAGCCGCGACAGAGGAGCCCCUUACGGCGGCCGCGGCAGACGUGCUGGGCAGCGCCCCCCCGGAGGGGCCCCCGCUCCCCUCACCCUCGGUGGCGCCUGCAGGAGGGGCCCCUCCGGGUGAAGCUGAGGAGGGGUUUCCUGGCCCCCCUGGACCUGCCGGGCCUCCUGAACCCACGGCUGAGGGCUCCAGCCUGGGCUGGGGCCUGGAUGUCGGCUCCGGCUCUGGUGACCUGGUGCACACUGAGGAGCUGCUGAGAGGCCCUGAGGGAAAGCCUGGACUUGAUGGAGCCUCUGGUCUUCCUGGCAUGAAAGGGGAGAAGGGAGCUAGAGGACCUAAUGGCUCAGUUGGUGAAAAGGGUGAUCCCGGCAACAGAGGCUUACCAGGACCCCCAGGGAAAAAUGGACAAGUUGGCGCUCCUGGGGUCAUGGGACCCCCAGGGCCUCCUGGACCCCCUGGGCCCCCAGGCCCUGGAUGUACAACAGGACUUGGAUUUGAGGAUACCGAGGGCUCAGGCAGCGUCAGGCACUUACAUGAGUCCCUCUCUGGGCCGACGGCUUCAAGUGGUCCCAAAGGAGAAAAAGGAGACCGGGGACCUAAGGGUGACAGAGGGAUGGACGGAGCCAGCAUUGUGGGCCCCCCCGGGCCCAGGGGGCCGCCGGGGCGACUCGAGGUCCUGUCUAGUUCUUUGACCAACAUCACCCAAGGAUUCGUGAAUCUCUCGGCCAUUCCUGAGCUCGUUGGGCCUCCGGGCCCCGAGGGCAUGCCUGGGCUGCCAGGAUUCCCGGGCCCAAGAGGUCCAAAAGGUGACACUGGCGUCCCUGGAUUUCCAGGACUAAAAGGAGAACAGGGCGAGAAGGGAGAGCCGGGUGCCAUCCUGACGGGGGAUGUUCCUCUGGAAAGGCUGAGGGGCCAAAAGGGUGAACCUGGAGAGCACGGAGCCCCGGGACCAAUGGGACCCAAAGGACCGCCAGGACACAGAGGAGAAUUCGGCCUCCCUGGGCGACCUGGUCGCCCAGGACUGAAUGGCCUCAAAGGCGCCAAAGGAGAUCGAGGGGUCAUGAUCCCGGGUCCACCUGGCAUUCCUGGUCCUCCAGGCCCCCCAGGACCACCGGGAGCUGUGAUUAACAUCAAAGGAGCUGUCUUCCCGAUUCCAGUCCGGCCACACUGCAAAACGCCUGUUGGUACCACUUAUUCUGGGAAUUCAGAACUCAUCACUUUUCAUGGUGUUAAAGGAGAAAAAGGAUCCUGGGGCCUUCCUGGCUCAAAAGGAGAAAAAGGCGACCCGGGGCCCCAGGGACCACCAGGCCCUCCUGUGGAUCCAGCUUACCUGAGGCACUUUCUGAGCAGCUGGAAGGGGGAAAACGGCGACAGGGGAAUCAAAGGAGAAAAAGGAGACUCCAACAGUGGCUUCCCUGGCUUCCCUGUGUCAGGGCCUCCGGGCCUGCCAGGCAGCCCAGGUGUGCUGGGCCAGAAAGGGGAAGCCGUUGUCGGGCCCCAGGGACCCCCAGGUGCUCCUGGCCUGCCUGGGCCACCCGGCUUUGGGAGACCUGGUUCCCCUGGGCCACCAGGACCCCCGGGACCACCAGGCCCUCCAGCUAUCCUGGGAGCAGCUGUGGCCCUUCCAGGCCCACCUGGCCCUCCAGGACAACCAGGGCUUCCCGGAUCCAGAAACCUGGUUACAACGUUUAGCAAUAUGGAUGACAUGUUACAGAAAGCACAUUUGGUCAUAGAAGGGACUUUCAUCUACCUGAAGGACAGCACCGACUUUUUCAUUCGGGUCAGAGAUGGUUGGAAAAAAUUACAGCUGGGAGAACUGAUUCCCAUUCCGGACGACAGCCCUCCUCCCCCUGCGCUUUCCAGCAAUCCUCAUCAGCCUCAUCUUUCGCUGACAUCUAUUUCAAAUGUCAAUUACGGCAGACCUGCACUACACUUGGUUGCUCUGAACACGCCGUUUUCUGGGGACAUUCGAGCUGAUUUCCAGUGCUUCCAGCAGGCCAGGGCUGCAGGACUGUUGUCUACCUACCGAGCAUUCUUAUCCUCCCAUUUGCAAGAUCUCUCCACAGUUGUAAGGAAAGCAGAGAGAUAUAGCCUUCCAAUAGUGAACCUCAAGGGCCAAGUACUUUUUAAUAAUUGGGACUCAAUUUUUUCUGGCCACGGAGGUCAGUUCAAUACACACGUUCCAAUAUAUUCCUUUGAUGGCCGAGAUGUAAUGACAGAUCCUUCCUGGCCCCAGAAGGUCGUCUGGCACGGCUCCAGCACCCACGGAGUCCGUCUUGUGGACCAGUACUGUGAAGCGUGGAGAACCGCCGACAUGGCAGUCAUGGGCCUGGCCUCCCCGCUGAACACGGGGAAGAUUCUGGACCAGAAAGCAUACAGCUGUGCUAACCGGCUAAUUGUGCUGUGUAUCGAAAACAGUUUCAUGACAGAUGCGAGGAAGUAACAACCCUCCCAUGCUUCUUAAGAGUUUUCCAAUUUUUUUAUGUGAAGAGUUGACACUGAAAUCUAAAAUGUUUAAGCGUUGUAAAUAUUAGUUUUUUAUUACACAUUCGUCACAACAGCAACCAAAGAAAACAUACCUCAAUACACUCAAAACUGAAGACAUAAAGGACUCAGAUCAAAGACAAAAUCUGAUCCAUCUAUUGGUGCUAGAUUCUGCAGGAAACCCCAUGCAGUGUAAACACAUCCCAACAUGGUUAAGAGCAAGUU
This is a messenger RNA of Odocoileus virginianus texanus, 4280 nucleotides long. The record is from RefSeq and is a predicted model, not a curated record. NCBI's taxonomy places the organism in Eukaryota, Metazoa, Chordata, Mammalia, Artiodactyla, Cervidae.